Messenger RNA from Trichoplusia ni (cabbage looper), 1915 nucleotides. Its product is annotated as progestin and adipoQ receptor family member 3. Bases 281 to 1312 code for a protein of 343 amino acids. Gene Ontology annotation, molecular function: signaling receptor activity. The record is from RefSeq and is a predicted model, not a curated record. Gene Ontology annotation, cellular component: membrane. The transcript has 7 exons. Lineage: Eukaryota; Metazoa; Arthropoda; Insecta; Lepidoptera; Noctuidae.
UGUGUCAUUUUUGCUGUCAGGAACCGGUUGUCUUUUAUGUUUGACAAGAUGAAAAUAAAUUAGUAUGAUUGGUACGAAUAGAGGGAUAGGUUGUGUCGUCUUACACUGAGUGAAUGUUUAGUAUUUUUUUGAUUGUUUGUGAUCCUUAAUGAAAAGAUAUUUUCUUUGUUGUACGCAUUUAUAUAUUAUAAAAAAUAGUGGAUAUAAAAAUGUUUCCCAUCCGUUCGUCUUUGUACUACCUCUAAAUUGGUUGUGUUUUUAAAUAUCAUAAUUAUUUAAAAUGACUUUAACUAUGACAAGAAAACUUAGUGAAUGCCAGGCAGAGACCGUCCAGUUUGUGCCUAUAGAAAAAGUAAGUGUGGAAGAUGAAUGUGGUUCAGAAAGCUUCUGUCAGAGCAAUGGCCUGCUCAGGCGGGGCAAGAAACUGGAAGACAACAACAACAUGACCAAAGAAGAAGAAGAGUACAUCAACUAUAGGCAGCUGCUCAAGUAUGAGCAGGCACCGGAAUAUAUCAAGCAUAAUCCCUUCAUUAGGGAUGGAUACAGGAAAUUGCUGCCAACUAGACUGUGUUGGGAAAGCAUAUUCUGGUGGACGAAUGAGACGAUGAACAUAUGGACUCACAUAUUUGGAUUCUUCUUAUUAUUGUUCCUGACGAUAAAUGACCUCGUGAUCAUAAAUAUCCAUGCGACGGUCACAGACAAAAUUGUAGCCGGAAUCCUCUUCUCAUGUUUUUUGAUAUGCAUGGCGCUGUCGGCUCUCUACCACACGUUCUCGUGCCGUUCGGAACACGAUUACAACACGUUCCUCAUGUACGACCUGUUUGGCAUCGCGCUCUCAUUGCUCGCCAUAUACACUUCCGGCGUUUAUUACGCGUUCUGGUGUCAUUAUGAGCUAAAGGCUUUCUACAUGACAUCAGUGACGGUGAUCUUCGUCGUAGCAAUGGUGCUUCAGAUACCGAAAUUAGGCGUGCCUUAUCUCGUCAAGAUGUGUGUGUUCAUCGGCUGGGCAGCUUACGGAGUGCUGCCCACGCUGCACUGGACCUACACGCUGGGAGGGUUCGAUAACCCAAUGGUACAGAUGUUUUUCCCUAGAGUCAUAGGGAUGUACGUUAUAAGUGGGACGGCGUUUGUGAUCUAUGCUUUCAAAGUGCCAGAACGUUGGUUCCCCGGCAAAGUGGACUACAUCGGCCAUUCUCAUCAAUGGUGGCACGUUCUAGUGCUGGGAGCACUCUACUACUGGCACAACUCCGGCAUGAUGUACGUGCAGUACCGCAUGAACCACGGCUGUGCCAACACCAUGCGGAUAUUUUAAACCCAUGCGGACUUUCAUGGGUAUCGUUAAUGCGGACCAAUAUGAUCCCUGAAUGCCGUAAUUUAAGCCUGGGAAACCAUUUGGCUGAGCAAAUCGCCUUUAAAGCAAUGCCUUAGGUGUUUAUGAGAAAUUUAAGGCCUUAGUAAAAUGUUAUAGAAAAAUAAUUGUUGAAAGCCCCAGGGAAUUACAUAGUGCCUGUGGCUUGCCCAUUACCUUGAACAUUGCUCAAUUUAAGCCAUUAAGAGGGAUAAUAUUCAAAUAAAAACAACUAUAGUUGAAUGCAUGAAUAAACGAAGUAAUACAUAAGGUUCUCUUUAUUAUAUUUAAUCUGAAUCUUCGUAAAACUUAAGUACUCUCACAAACCCACAUCAACUUUCAAUUUAAAUAUGGCGACUAUCCAUGUCAAUGUCGCCUCAUAAAAAAGUUGUUGCGUAUUACAAACGCUAAGGAAUGUUGAUACUGCCAAUCUAAGAUCUGAUUUUAACGACAAUAUUCUAAAUAAAAUGUGAUAUUCAAAUAGUGAAUGUUAUGAAAUACGGUAGCUGCGUUAUAAAAUUUUAGAUAAUAUCCGAAUUUCACAAUUAUAAAAGUAAUCUCUCUUAG